CCAUCACUCUCUAUCAUGGCUUCUUCUAACAGACACUGGCCAAGCAUGUUCAAGUCCAAACCCUGCAACACUCAUCACCAAUGGCAGCAUGACAUCAACCCUUCUCUUGUUUCAAGUGGUUGUCAAAGAAACCCACACACUUCAGUGCCUGGAAGUGAAGAUAAGAGUCCAGAGCCAAAGCCAAGAUGGAACCCUAAACCAGAGCAGAUAAGAAUUUUAGAAGCUAUAUUCAACUCAGGAAUGGUUAACCCUCCAAGAGAUGAAAUCAGGAAGAUAAGAGCUCAACUUCAAGAGUUUGGCCAAGUGGGUGAUGCCAAUGUCUUCUAUUGGUUCCAGAACAGGAAAUCAAGGAGCAAACAUAAGCAGCGCCACCUUCAAACUACCAAGUCUCCGGUUGAACCAGCUUCAACAACCACUGUUUCGGUACCGGUUCAGGCCAUCGCUGCACCAUCAUCAUCGUCUUCGUCUUCGUCUGAGAAAUCUCCUCCUAGGAGGAUCAACAAGAGCAUAGCUAAUCAAUCUUACUAUUUCCAGCCUCAAGUAGACCUUUCUUCUCAUGAACCAUUCUUCUUUCCGGUCCAACCUCAUGAAAUCUCCUUCUCUGAAAUUUCCAAUCUGGUUCAAUUCCCGGAUCAAUCGGUUGGACCUUGCUCGGCUGGGCUACUAUUGAGUGAACUAAUGAACCAAGGUGGUCUUCCAAAGAAAGACGAGCAAGUAAAGAUGAUGAAGGUAGAUCAAGAACUGAACCCAUUUGCUACAGCCACUACUAGUACUGUCACUUCCAUCAAUUCUAUCUCUCCCACUACCACUGGUUCGACCACUCUCAAUCAUAUUCAUGGAGGGGUGGCGGUGGUGGGCGAAGGAGGUGGAAUGGCUCCGGUUGCUGCGGCGAAAACGAUGGUUUUUAUAAACGACGUGGCUUUCGAGGUGGGUGGUGGAGGAAUAGUUAACGUUAGAGAGGCAUUUGGUGAUGAUGCUAUACUCAUCAACUCUUCUGGUCAACCUAUUCUCACUAAUGAAUUUGGUGUAACUCUUCAAUCUCUUCAACAUGGUGGUUUCUAUUAUGUGGUUUGGGAGAAUGGUCGAUGCUGAGUGGAAGGAGUUCGAUCUGCAUGAAUCAA
Molecule: messenger RNA, 1121 nt
Organism: Telopea speciosissima
Lineage: Eukaryota; Viridiplantae; Streptophyta; Magnoliopsida; Proteales; Proteaceae
Product: WUSCHEL-related homeobox 9-like
Exons: 4
Coding region: 16-1092 (358 amino acids)
Biological process (GO): regulation of developmental process
Molecular function (GO): DNA binding; DNA-binding transcription factor activity
Source: RefSeq, a predicted model, not a curated record